AUGCUCCGUGCCCGCGGCCCCAUUGGCGCCCUUCUGGGCGCGUGCGCAGGACCCAAAGGCUGCCCGGACGCGGAAGACCUGGCUUUGCAGAGGUUCCCGCUUCGGAAGCGUGGGAGGAGUGAAAGGCUGCAGGUUGUAGAUAUCGGUCUUGGCCCCGAGGGGUUCCCCAGGGCCUUUAGAACCCAAGAAAGGAAAAGCAGGCACAGCGGCGGCGGCUGGCCAAACCCCCGACCUGUCUUCCAGGCAGGGAGGGGGGGCGAGGAGGGGGAGCAGCUCCGAUAG
Messenger RNA from Rangifer tarandus platyrhynchus (Svalbard reindeer), 282 nucleotides. The record is from the annotation of a GenBank genome assembly. Lineage: Eukaryota; Metazoa; Chordata; Mammalia; Artiodactyla; Cervidae.